Messenger RNA from Archocentrus centrarchus (flier cichlid), 1194 nucleotides. RefSeq names its product lymphocyte cytosolic protein 2b (gene lcp2b). The record is from RefSeq and is a predicted model, not a curated record. The transcript has 14 exons. The coding region runs from base 1 to 1194 and encodes 397 amino acids. Lineage: Eukaryota; Metazoa; Chordata; Actinopteri; Cichliformes; Cichlidae. Gene Ontology annotation, biological process: intracellular signal transduction; cell surface receptor protein tyrosine kinase signaling pathway.
AUGAGUUUCUCUAAUGUUCCCGCUAAAGCAGAGGUGAUGGGAUGGAAUCCCCAAACUCUAGCUGACUACAUGAGGAGGCUUAAAUUUUCGGGCUGCGACAGAGUGGUGAUGAAGAGCAGCAUAAAUGGAGCACAGUUCAUGCAUAUGACAGAGUUUGACCUACAGGUGUUUCCCUGCCUCUAUCGCCCAAUAAUUACUAAGAUACAAAGUGAAAUCAACAGAGAAGAGAACAAGAAAGCCUCUGGUCACAAAUUAAGAGCACUGAUGUUUCCAAAACAAGGUAAAGUAUUUGUACAACAGGAAGAAGUUUUGGAAUCAGAUGAGUCUGACAGCGACAGUGAUGACACAGUCUAUGAGGGUCCAGAUCAGGAAGCAGAAGAAAAUUCCAGCUGCACUGCGGAUGUGCAGCAAUACAGUGACAGGACAGAUGAAGGUAAACACAAGCUGUCUGCUGCUAGAGACCCUGUGAAGCCACCACGACCCCCGAGAGGACCGAAGCUUCUGGGCUGCAAAGACCCUGCUCCCGAUCCAACGCUCACUCAAAGAACCUCCAAACCUCCACUGCCAACAUCCCCAAGGGGGAAUCACAUCCUCGAAAGACUCUUAAAGCCACCAGUAGGUCCACAUAUAGACCGGAGUAAGAAGCCUGAAGAGCCUAGACUGUCCCAGAAAGACAUUCCAAAAUUAAAGGGCAGUGCUGUAAAGGACGCUGGCAGCAAUCUUCAUCAUCCAACAGUCCCUAAGCCUACCGAGGCGUCCAAUAGGGCAAGCAAAUUAACUCCAGAUCAAUCAGCAAUAACACAAAGUACUGAGGAAUGCAACUUUAUACCAAGACCGAGAAAGGGCUUGGGUCGCAGCUGGUAUGGAGGAAAGGUGACCAGACAUCAAGCUGAGAUUGCUCUUCGGGAGGUGAACAAGGAUGGUGCGUUUGUGGUGAGGGACAGCUCAAAAGGCUCAGUCGAGCACCCCUUCACCCUGAUGCUGCUGUAUCAAGGCAAGGUUUACAACAUCAAAAUCCGUUUCCAAGGCAACACUUACUCCCUCGGCAGUGGGUUCAAAAACACCCAGAGUUUCCCUGGGGUGAAAGAGAUGAUUGCCCAUCACACACACACCCCGCUGCGGCUCAUUGAUGCCACAGACCAGACUUCUGAAGAGCAGCUCCAAAGUUGUCUGCUGCACCCUGCAGCACUCUGA